This is a messenger RNA of Rubroshorea leprosula, 1118 nucleotides long. Lineage: Eukaryota; Viridiplantae; Streptophyta; Magnoliopsida; Malvales; Dipterocarpaceae. The record is from the annotation of a GenBank genome assembly.
CACCUUUACAAAAACUCAAUUCUUUUGGCUGAAAGUAUCAGUGUUUAAUUUUGCAACAUAUUUCAUAGAAUUCGAAGCUGUGAUUAUUUCUUCAUGUACAAGGCCCUUUUGAUUUCAUGAUCGGAUGCUUAAGGUGGGGGUUGAGACAAUGGUAUUGGCAACCCAGCAAUUGCAGGAUUCAAAUGUAGCAUUUCCUUCUAGGACCUUCCCAUGGAGCAAAAGAUUAAUGUUAAAGAGACAUGUAACGAUUUGUAUGGUUGGAAGGAAAGACAAGGGUACAUCAGUAAAUCACAAUAUUUCUUUGAGGUGAUUUAUGUCUCUCUUUAAGUGUACUUGCUUCUUUUGUUUGAGCAGUUAGUUCUUGAACUUUGUGGUUGCAUUGCACCAUUCUGCUUAUGUCCUUGAAAAGUUGAAAGUUGAAAUUCUUCCUUUUGAAUCUUAUGUGUAUUGAAUGCAUAGAUUCAGUCUAGCUUAUUUCUGCAGUGUAGGGAUUUCUUGUAUUCGUGCAGUGAAAGUAAAAAAUUUAAAAGUUUUAGCCUUCAAAGGCAGUCCCCAGGAUGAUGAAUCAGGAGGCAGAGCAAGUGGAUCAAAUGCACCUAAGAAUUCUGCUAAACUUUCUUAUGUUCCAAAGGGUGAAGAGACCAUAGUGGAAUCUCCAAAGGCUCAUAACCAGCCAGUUGUCUAUGCCUCUGAAGCCAAUGAGGCAAUUGUAGGAUCUCUUGCCAUUCAAAAGUUAUUCCAUAAGUGGUUAAUAAUGUUGCACUCACAGUCAUCUAGGCUGGUGAUGGAUGGAGUUUUGGGAGAAGAAUUACCACCUGCAGAGACAGCAGAAACUUAUGUAGAGACCCAAAGCAAUAAAGUUGGGGUUCUAAAGGCAGUUUGGCACUGGUUCUGGGGUCUGGAUUCAACAAUAAGAAUGCCUUUACUGAUAUUGUAAGUACUUUUUUAUAAAGUACAAUUUACUAAUACUAGCUAUUAAAAGGCAUUUACAGUCACUCUGCCAAGUUUUCCUUGGUUAUUGUUUCUUAUUUUGUUCUUGCCUAUAAAAAAUAUUUUAGCUCUAAGGUUUUCUGCUACGUCAAUUAUUUGAGCUAUACUAUACAGCCUAGAUUUUAUUA